Iphiclides podalirius (scarce swallowtail) is the source of this 1149-nucleotide messenger RNA. The record is from the annotation of a GenBank genome assembly. Lineage: Eukaryota; Metazoa; Arthropoda; Insecta; Lepidoptera; Papilionidae.
AUGAAUGAGUUUCAAAUAUUGCUCAUUAUAGAACUCGCAUUUUGGGUAACAGAAGGCAGAGUGUACUGUCAGGAUGCGCACGCGUCGCCGUGGAUCCCGCUUGGCUACUCGUGUCCAGUCAUGUGCCAAAACGUCAUCAACGCCAUAGAGAAGUUAAAGAUAAUGGACUAUCGGAAACUGGUCGAGGGGAACAGGAAGAGGAAGCAGAAGGUCAGCGGUAGCUACAUCAAUCAUGUCAUAAACACCGCCAGCUCUGAGAAUUUCGAGUUCGGCAGAAACAAGAGGGCGUCGGCCAAAGACGGUCGCGACUACAGACCAAAGUUCUCCUAUAAGAACGGGAUCAACGGGAAACUACUCGGAGACCAACACCGUAUGAAAAAGAUAAAAAAAGACGAAGAAAUAACGAAAUGGAAACCAGACUACGCUAUAAAGAACGUUCGACAACUCGACAACGUCAUCGGCAACGACAUUGACGGCUCCGACGCGCCAAAACAAGAUGGCGGCACGUCGUUUGAUUACGAAGACGCCGUCUAUGGAGAGAGAUAUGAAAACUUCGCGACGCCUCACGCUUCGGCGUUCCAACUGAACAACACUGGCCACAGCGAGCCGGCUUAUUACGACGCUAAAAAGUACAGCGAGACGGUGACGUUUUCGAAAAUGGCGGGAAGCGAGUUCGAGAUGGCGCUGAGGGGCGCAUUCGGGAACGGGACUUGCGAUUGGUUCAAAGGAAAGCGGCAGUACGUGCUGAUCGAGAAGAUUACCAGGCGGUGCGGCGCGGUCGACAGACGGGACGGCUACGGCGAUGAGUUUUUAAGGACUCUGACGAAGACGAUGAACAGAUUUUCGAAGGCGUCCUUCGAGUUUACUGAGGACAUGGUCGAGCUGAUGCUGGAGAAGGUCUUCGGGAAGGGGGACCUGAUCGACGUGGACAAGCUGCUACACUAUCUGAGGAACGCGGUGAAAGUCCAUAAAACGCACAGACGGAAGGACACCACGAUCGUGCUGAAGCCUAGACACUGCCUGUCCUUGUCUAUGCCGGGAUGCUUCUGUAGGCCGGGGUUCGUGGAGAAGUCGGGACAAUGCGUGCAGCCAGCUGACUGCUUCUCCGAACCAUCGAAUAACGUCUACUUGGCCAGGAUUGUAGUUCAU